AUGGCCGUUGUCGCCGCGUCUCCCACACCAUUUGCGGCCAGCUAUAAUGUUCCUUUGCGCGAGCAAUUCCCUCGACAUCCCUUCAAUAGACCUGGAUCAAGACCAAAUUUGAAGAGAGGGCUGCCAUUGGCCUCCUCAAUAAACAAUCCGCCGUUGCAGCAGCCAUGGAAUUUCUCUAUGGGAGACAGUUCGGACGACGAGGUGCCCGUGCCACCUAUGAAGUUCAGCGCAGAAGCGAAGGCGAUAUUGGGCGACGAAGCCUCAGUGAUCGGAUCAUCGCCAUCUCAAAAGAGGGACGAUUCGAGGGGCUACAUGCGCUUGGAUCCACCGAGGAAAAAAGUCAGUCCACUAGCUGUAAGCCAGAGGUUCCAGGAGAGAUCAGGAUUACAAUCAUCGCUCAGAAAUGGGAGUCCAAGGAUCGUUCGACUCAAUGCAAGUAGUCCCAACUCGUCUACGCUGAAAAGAACCACGUCACUCUUCAAUGGCACGUCACCCAAGGCCAAAGAACAUGACGAUUUUGUCACCCCGGGACCACGUUGUAAAAGCGCUCAAUCGGGAUCUGCCAACUUCGGCUCCCAUAUUAGUUCGGAAGGACAGAAGACAGAGUACCAAUCGUCUGCUGAAAGCCAAUGGCAACCUGACCCAACCACAACUUCGAAGGAGCACUCUAGUAUUCACGAUGCAGAGGGGCAGAUGGGCAAUCUUUCCGUCAGUAGGAAUCGAGUAGAUGAUACUGGAGCACAUACAGGGCAACGGCAAAAGAGAGUCCAAGUGACGGGCAAAUUCCUAAGAGGUCCAGCACGGAGGGGGAUGAAAAGGAGGCAGAGCGAAGAAGAUCAAAGUCCUAAUCACGAGGCUAUACAGUCGCCUAGUGACGGUAAACAGCAGCAAGGGGAAUUUCAUGAGCCAGAUGUUGAGCCUAGAAUGCCGGCUUCUGCAAUCGAACGGAAUCCACGCCACCAGGAAACUGACAAAGAGGACCAAUCGCGGCCUCCUCAUGUGCGCUUCCAGAGCCAGGCCAGCAUCAUCACAGGGAGUCCUGAGCAGAAGCGUCAUGAGCCUGCCAAAGCGCCCCUUAAUGAAACAGGAGUGGUCAAGCCUGUGGUCACAUCCUCUAGUAAGGAUGCUCACCCAACUUACAAACUUCCUCCACCGUCAAUACCGUCUCGGUACGACCAAGAAAAUGAGCCGCCGCCGACUUUUAGACGUAACAAGUUGAUUACGGCAAGGGCUAUUGAAAACGGAAAGAUUAUGGUUGCACAGGAUGAGAAGAUGCUCAUUCAGACACCUGCAACAAUCUCACCUUCACGACCUGCUUUGGCUGUCCGAAGCCAGAAUACACCACAUAGGCCUGCGCCUCCUCCCCCGAAAAUGUCAGUCGUGGAGACUGCAACCGCUGGUGCAGGAGCAGUAACCGCUUCCACGACGAAGAAGAAGCGCAACUUCAUUUCCGUUAAUGGCCGGAUGUUUACCCGUAUGGAUUGCAUUGGCCGGGGCGGUAGCUCUAGAGUCUACCGCGUGAUGGCUGAGAAUUACAAGAUCUUUGCCCUCAAACGUGUUUCCCUUGAUGAGCAGGCCGAAUCGGCUGUCCAGGGCUACAAGGGCGAGAUUGAUCUUUUGCGGAGACUUGAAAAUGUAGAUCGAGUAGUUCGACUCUAUGAUUACGAAGUCAAUGAAGAAAAGAAGCAUCUCUCUGUCCUCAUGGAAAUGGGCGAGUCAGAUCUCAACCGCGUGCUAACUCACCGUCUCGAAGAGGGAGUACUCGACCUCACUUCCACGCGAUAUUUUUGGCGAGAAAUGCUUCAGUGUGUAGCCGCAGUUCAUGCUCUUCAAAUUGUUCACAGCGACCUGAAACCCGCGAACUUCCUCCUGCUUCAAGGUCAACUUAAACUAAUCGAUUUCGGCAUAUCGAAUGCCAUUGCUGAAAACACUGUCAACGUCCACCGCGAGCAGCAGAUCGGAACCCCCAACUACAUGUCCCCAGAAGCACUCAGAGCCACUGCAGACGGGCAAACCCUGAAGCUAGGCAAACCCUCCGACGUGUGGAGUCUCGGCUGCAUUCUCUACCAGAUGGUGCACGGCAAACCCCCAUUCGCACAUAUUCCAAACCAAAUACAACGGAUAGCCGCUAUUCCUAAUGAGCGCCAUGCGAUCUCCUUCCCUGAGGCUGGGCUGGGCGGUGUCCCUGUUCCGUCAGGGUUGAUGCGUACACUGAAGCGGUGUCUCAACCGUGACAUCAAGCAGAGACCUACCGUUGAAGAGCUUCUCGAGCUAAAUGACUCGUUUCUGCAUCCAGAUCGAGUGCUAGAGUCGACGGUGCCAAUGGGCAGAGAGUUGAUCGAGAGAAUGCAGCAUAACAUCAUUAGACAUAUCAAGGAAAAGGGUAUGCCGAGUGAAGACGAGCUCAGGAGUUGGCCGGAUCGUUUCUACCGUAGUAUCAAAGCUGCCGUCGAGGAGGGAAAGGCUUAG
Bacidia gigantensis is the source of this 2469-nucleotide messenger RNA. RefSeq lists its product as uncharacterized. The record is from RefSeq and is a predicted model, not a curated record. NCBI's taxonomy places the organism in Eukaryota, Fungi, Ascomycota, Lecanoromycetes, Lecanorales, Ramalinaceae. The coding region runs from base 1 to 2469 and encodes 822 amino acids. Gene Ontology annotation, molecular function: protein serine/threonine/tyrosine kinase activity; ATP binding; protein serine/threonine kinase activity. Gene Ontology annotation, cellular component: kinetochore; spindle; nucleus. The transcript has a single exon. Gene Ontology annotation, biological process: mitotic spindle assembly checkpoint signaling; peptidyl-serine phosphorylation; meiotic spindle assembly checkpoint signaling.